UUAAAGUGACGCAGUGGUCUGCUUCAUGCGAGCGGCCAUCAUUUGAACGUAAUUCAUUGGCGGACAAACAUUUGUUAAUAAAUUUGCGAUUUGACAGCAAAACAUUUGAAUGACAGCAUGUCGGAAGAUUCGCGUCAUGAACACAUUGUGUCAAAUGUGGAGAAACUGGUCGAGUGUCUAACCGGCGACACCGUGACCGAGAAGCAGCGACGCUCGCUGGAGCAGCAGGCACUGCACAAGAUACGCCAUCAUCGCUACUUGAGCGUCAAUAGUCAUGCGGUGCGUCGUGCCAUCGAUACAAUGAUCGACCGCUUUCGCUUCGAGGGCAUGACGGAGCAGGCGGACGCAGUGCAAACGCUCAGCACUGAAAUCAUCGAACACGCCGGUUGGGAAUCGCAUUAUGUGGUCGAUGUGCAGUACUCGUUGCUCGAAUUUCUGUUCAGCAUGACCAAUAGCCCGGUGCAGAAUGUGCGUCGUAAUCUGCUUGCCAUCAAUGAGCGCAUUCUAUCGAUACGAAAUGAACUUGCUGUGGCCGCUGAAAUGUUGCCACUGCAGCAAUCUGCAACAACAACCACAACAGCCGCAGCCAGCGGCGAUGAUUGGGUGGCGCUGCUCAGCGAGGACUUCAUACCCAAUCCCAGUGAUGGCCAGGAAAGCGACAGCAGUCUGAGCGAUUGGUCCGAUGUAGAUGACUACGAGACUGCCGCUAGCAACGACAAUGAAUCCGUCUUCCUCCCGUCUAACUAUGGCGCCGAUCAAUGCUUAACAACGUCGCAGGACGAGACAUAUCACAGCAUAAUGCCAAACUUGCAGGCAUUACAGCCACCCAAGGCACAGACAGUUUACACGCCCGCCAAAUACGAGGAAGAUCAUUUACGCACAGUCGUGCACUCGAAUUGGUGGCAAGAGGAUUCGCAGUUUCAUGCUCUGACACCGAACGAUGAUCCAUGCUCGAACUUUGCCAUUGCCUAUGUGCAGCAUUUGAAUCGAGACUCGCGGUUGUUGAUUAAAGAGCCGGUGCCCAAAACGACAAGCGAGAGUUGUUUGGUGCGUGAGAUUAUACUGAUGUUUUUUAAGCCUGCCAGUUGUGGUUACUUUGAGCUGCAUGCUGCCGAGCAGCAGAUUAGCGUGCGUAAAAACAUCACCGUCAGUAGCAUGAGCAGCGAGACGUUGCGAUGCGUGCUUGAGACCGAAGUGCUGCCGGCCAUGGUGGCCAAAUAUCAGCUGCAUUGUCUUAUACACGAGUUAACCUACGUGAAGCUGGGACCGGGCACUUUGACCUGCUUUGCCUGGGGUAUCCACGAUCUGCUGCAGCCCAUCAACAGUCAGUUGAUUGAGUUUGAGCGACGUUUGAUUGAUCAGGCUGCUGGCAAAUUGGCUGCUGACGAUGCAGCAGGCGGCACCACAUUGAUUGCGUUUUUGCGCUACAUGGAUACAUCGUUUAAGCGUCUGCUGGUGCUCAAAGCACUCGCCAACGAGGCAGUUGUGGACAAGACAGCGCCGGCGCAUGUGCAAAGUGUGCGAUUGCUGUGCGCGCUUUACGAGCGCACGCUCUACAUUAGCAGCCAGCAGCAGUUGGCCAUUGCAUUGUUGCUGGUAUCGCUGCAGAGUUACAGUCACAUCAUGGACAAUUGGUGGCUGAUGGCGCAAUUGGAUGACAGGCAUUGCGAGUACAUUGUUGACUGUUUGCCUGUGGCUUGCGCCGACUACGGACAACGCAUCACGAAGCGCCUGAAGCCGGAGUAUGAACAGCAAGUGCAGGGCAGCGCAUUCUAUCAGCUGUUGCUGCAGCAUGCCAUGGAGGCGGGCGAAACACAGGAUCUGUUGGCCAGUGCCGAUCUGCUGGGAAACAUUAUGCUGAGCAACAAGCAUCUGGGCAGUCAUUACGAUGAUCUCAAGCGGCUGCUACUGCAGCAAUUGCCUGCCCUCGAGCAGCGCCCAGCUGCUGCUGAGCCAGUGUUUGCGGAGUACGAGAAAGCACUGCUGGAGCAGACCUCACAGCUGGGCGAUCCACAACUGAUGAGCAUCUUUACGCUGCACAUUACCGAAGCGCAAAAGGAGCGCAGUGAGCAAAAGCAGAAAGAGCAAGAGUCCACAGAGCUGCCGCUGGUAUUGGAAGUGCUGCAGCGGUUGGAGAAUUCCAAGUCCUUGCUGCAAUCACAGCUGCUGCCGCGCUCCCUCACCCAGGUCCAUGGCGAACGCUAUGCGCUGGCCAACGUGCACGUCAUGCGCUGGUAUCGCGACGAACUCAAGCUGGUCGAACACGUGCGUUUUGUGCGCCAACUGCUGCUGCUCGAAGCUGAUUAUCUGCUGCAUCCGUUCUAUGUGGGUUUGUUUCGACAGAUCGAGGACUCCCAGGACUGGGCACGUGAAUCGUUGCUAACGCUGGAGCUAACCGAUGUGCUGGACACACAGUAUGCGUCGCAUUCCAGCCUGCUGAAGGUGAAUAUUAUCUCGCGGCUGCAGAGCCAAUCGAAUAAAGCGUAUGAGGCCUUGGAUGCCAUUCGCAUUGAGUACGCGAUGCCGACGCCACUGUGCAGCAUUAUAACGCCCGAUCAGAUGUACGACUAUAAUGCAAUUUGGCGCAUGCUGCUCAAGGUGAAGUGGGCUGCCUGGAAGUUGGCACAUAUGCGUUUCAUACGACGUGAUCGACACGAUGUAUUUGCGCCAUUGGAUUUGCUCGGCUUGACGCUGCGACGCCUAGAGAUUUUACGCUUCUGGCUGAUCAAUUUAAUCAGCAGUUUGCAUGCGCAUUUGUGUGUGGAUGCCAUCCAAUCGUUGGGCGUGCAUUUCGAGCAAUUGCUGAGCACGGCGGAGACAACGCGACAGUUGCGUCAGAUGCAUAGCGAUUACAUUAAGAGACUGUUGAAGCACUGCCUGCUUACGACCGACUUUGCGGACUUUCGCAUCGCCUUGGAGCAAGUGUUUCAUUUGAUUUUCGUGCUCGACUUGGAGUGGAAUAGCUGCUUUAGCUAUCUAAACGAAUUUCAUGCGCUCAGCCUGAACACGAGCAGCGAAACGCUGACAACCAAUGAUGGAGAUGCCGAUGAUCCUGCCGAAGGGGAUCGUGCAUCGGCCCUGGAGUAUUUGGCUCUCAAUCAGGUCAACGAGAUCGAACUUACCUAUGUACGCUGCCAUCAGAAGCUAGCCGAGAUGCUCACCUCGCUCGUCUACAAGCACGAUCACAAGUUUUUAAACUCCUUGGAGUUGGCCAUAAAUGCGAGUCUGCCAUGUUAGACAUUAAGUGAAAACGCACAGCGAAUAAAUUGUUGAAUAAUGAAUAAUAUGUAUAUAAUGUGUAAAGCAAAAUGUAAAUAUCUAAAGAGAACAUUGUUAAAAAAAAAUUGAAUGAAAC
Messenger RNA from Drosophila albomicans, 3355 nucleotides. RefSeq lists its product as uncharacterized. Gene Ontology annotation, biological process: cytoplasmic microtubule organization; microtubule nucleation; mitotic cell cycle. Lineage: Eukaryota; Metazoa; Arthropoda; Insecta; Diptera; Drosophilidae. The record is from RefSeq and is a predicted model, not a curated record. Gene Ontology annotation, cellular component: spindle pole; equatorial microtubule organizing center; centrosome. Gene Ontology annotation, molecular function: gamma-tubulin binding; microtubule minus-end binding. The transcript has 5 exons. The coding region runs from base 118 to 3237 and encodes 1039 amino acids.